Messenger RNA from Wasmannia auropunctata (little fire ant), 1911 nucleotides. RefSeq lists its product as uncharacterized. The transcript has a single exon. The record is from RefSeq and is a predicted model, not a curated record. NCBI's taxonomy places the organism in Eukaryota, Metazoa, Arthropoda, Insecta, Hymenoptera, Formicidae. The coding region runs from base 1 to 1911 and encodes 636 amino acids.
AUGGUCAAGGUCCUGAAACUUCCCGUAUCCGCAUGCUCGUUGCCGAUUGGUACUAUUAACUCGAUGAAUACGGUUUCGAAAGGGAUUGUUCAAAUUAUUAUUCAAUCAGCGCACAACGAAUUCAGGAAAGAAUUAACGUGCUUAUCCAUUCCAGCAAUAUCCGAUUUAGUCCCGUCCGAAGUUUUUCCGCGAGAAAAAAUAAAGAUUCCGUCUAAUAUUAAACUCGCGGACCCCGAAUUUCACUUGCCACGCCCGGUUGAUAUAUUAAUUGGAGCCGGAGCAACAUUGUCAUUGUUCUCAAUCGGCCAAAUCAAUCUGUCGCGUAACGGUUACGAUCUAUAUUUGCAAAAGACGCGACUCGGAUGGGUCGUUGCGGGCGGAGGCGCGGCGCGGAAUUAUUCCAAAAACAACGCACAUGUAUUAACGAAUUUAGAACAGCAGAUAUCAAAUUUUUGGAAUAUCGAAGAGAUAACGGGUAAUUCACCGAGAUCGAACGAAGAUCUUGAAUGCGAGGCUCAUUUUUUAGCAAAUGUUACGCGUGAUAGCAGCGGGCGCUAUAUAGUCAAAUUGCCGUUUCGCGAGGCGAGUACGCGUUUCGGCAAGUCCAGAACAGUCGCGCUCAAGCGAUUGCUUGCUCUCGAACGAAAACUCGAUGCAGAUCCGAAUUUAAAGACAUCGUAUUCGCGAGUUAUACGGGAAUACUUAGAUCUGAAUCAAAUGACUCCGAUAAACGAUAUUUCCGAUGACGGAUACUACAUGCCGCAUCACGCGGUAAUUAAAGCUUCGAGCAACACGACUAAGGUUCGCGUGGUAUUCGACGCGUCGGCUAAGGCGGAGAACGGUAUAUCUUUAAAUGACACACUUAUGACAGGGCCAACGAUUCAAGACACAAUAUUCGCGCAUUUAAUAAGAUUCCGCACGUAUAAAUGUGUUCUUACUGCUGACAUAGAGAAAAUGUAUCGACAGGUAAUGGUGCAUGAGGACAAUAGAAAAUACCAGCGCAUACUCUGGCGCGAGAAUAAUGAAAUUAAAACCUUUCAACUCAAUACGUUAACAUUCGGCGUAUCGUCCUCCCCUUAUCUUGCCAUACGUUCGAUUCAUAAGCUCGCCGAUGACGAGCAUCAUGCCUACCCCGCCGCCGCGAAAGUUCUUAAAACACAUUUAUACGUCGACGAUUUGUUAACCGGUACGAACACGAUCGAAGAGGCUCAUGCAUUACGCAACGAGAUAAUCGCAUUAUUAUCUCGGGGCGGAUUCAAUAUCCGGCAAUGGGCAUCAAAUGAAAGACGCGUUAUAGAGGAUUUAAAUCCUGACGCCGUAAAUACAAGCCUUCUGCUUGAUAAAAAUAACCCAUUAAAAACGCUAGGUUUAUCGUGGUGCGCGAGCAAAGAUGUGUUGCGUUAUUCGGUUCGCUCUAUCGAUCGCGCUGAGAGGGUUACGAAACGUAUCAUGAUAUCCGAAAUCGCUAAGAUUUUCGACCCGUUGGGCAUUCUAGGACCGGUUUUAUUAUACGCGAAAAAACUCAUGCAGCAAUUAUGGCAAUGUAAGUUAGAAUGGGAUGAAUCCAUCCCACCGAGUAUAUACACGGCCUGGACAGACUUUAUCACGCAAUUAAAUUUAAUCAAUCAACUAAGCAUAGAUCGUCCAGUAUUGAUGUCGGAUUACGAUGAAGUGCAAAUACAUGGCUUUUGCGACGCAAGUAAUGCAGGUUACGGUGCUUGCUUAUAUGUUCGGACGAAAGACGCACACAAUAAUAUACGUUGUCAGCUAUUGUGUGCCAAAUCCCGAGUCGCGCCAUUAAAACCGGUAACGACACCCCGUCUCGAACUAUGCGGAGCUCUUCUGUUAGCCAAAUUAUAUCUCGAAGUAAAAAACGCGAUAGAACUCACGUGCGACAAGAUAGUUUUGUAG